AUGGAAAAGCAGCAGCUUCUAGAAAUGGGUUUCUCCGACGAGUUAGUUUCUCAAGCUCUCUCCGCCACCGUCGGCAAACCCCUUUCUAGUGCCACCGAAUGGAUUCUCAGCCAAGAAUCGAGAACCGACAGCAAAAGAUCCCCAGUCCUUACCCCAUCUCCUUCUCAGCCCAAAAUCAAUCCCUUCUUUCGUUUAAAUUCCGCAAAGAAACCACGACACUCACCCGACAAUCACCAGCAACCACCGGCGGUGGAGCCGGAAUCAUCACCACAACCAGAACCCAAAAAAAGGAAGCAGCCUCCGCCUCGCAACGAACAACCGUUGGCUGAGCGUAUGCGGCCUCACACCAUCUCCCAAAUCGUAGGACAAGACCACCUCCUCGCCGAUAAAUCCUCUAUUCUUCGGUCCGCCAUCGACCGUGAUCGCUUGCCCUCGUUGAUCCUCUGGGGCCCGCCUGGUACCGGUAAGACCUCCAUUGGUCGAGCCAUUGUUAAUUCCUGUUCAUCAUCUUCGUCUUAUCGAUUUGUUACUUUAUCUGCUGUAACUGCUGGCGUAAAAGAUGUUAGGGAUGUAGUAGACGAAGCUAGAAAACGCAAAAAGAAUACCAUCAAUGGCACCAUUACGAGAACAGUAUUAUUCGUAGAUGAAGUUCAUAGGUUCAACAAGUCACAAUUGGACUCUUUCUUACCUGUAAUCGAGGACGGUAGUAUCAUCUUCAUCGGCGCUACCACCGAAAAUCCUUCCUUUCAUCUGAUAACACCAUUGUUAUCUCGUUGUAGAGUCCUCACCCUUAAUCCCCUUCAACCCCACCAUGUUUCCACCAUCCUUAAGCGAGCUACAGAGGAUUCCGACACCGGUUUAGCCCAGAGUGUAGGGAGAGCAAUCAAUGUGAAUGAUGAAGUCAUUGAGUUUUUAUCACAGCACUGCGAUGGAGAUGCAAGGGUCGCAUUGAAUGCCCUUGAAAUUUCCGCCAUUACUGCUUCUUCCCGCUUAGGUAGUGCUACAUCAGACAAUUCUGAUUCUGCAGCGCUUUUGGGUGUCACCAUUGAAGAUGCAAAAGAGGCGUUACAAAGCAAGCAUCUUUCAUAUGACAAAAAUGGUGAACAACACUACAAUUUAAUCAGUGCACUUCAUAAAUCCAUGAGAGGAAGUGAUGCAAAUGCAUCAAUAUAUUGGUUGGCUAGAAUGUUGGAAAGUGGUGAACAGCCUCUUUACAUUGCACGUAGACUCAUACAGUUUGCCAGCGAGGAUGUUGGGUUGGCAGACACGUCAGCUCUCACUCAGGCUGUUUCUUGCUAUCAGGCUUGUCAUUUUAUUGGUAUGCCAGAGUGUCGCGUCAACCUGGCGCAGUGUGUUGCUUACCUGGCACUUGCUCCUAAAUCCAUAGCUGUAUAUAGAGCACUAGAGGCUGCCACGAAGGCUGUUAAAGAUUCAAUUGGGCAAAAUGAAGGAGUGCCUUUGCAUCUGAGAAAUGCUCCUACUAAGUUGAUGAAAGAACUUGGAUAUGGCAGUUUUGGUGCUGAUAAAUAA
Molecule: messenger RNA, 1530 nt
Organism: Lactuca saligna
Lineage: Eukaryota; Viridiplantae; Streptophyta; Magnoliopsida; Asterales; Asteraceae
Source: the annotation of a GenBank genome assembly